Molecule: messenger RNA, 2071 nt
Organism: Epinephelus moara (kelp grouper)
Lineage: Eukaryota; Metazoa; Chordata; Actinopteri; Perciformes; Serranidae
Gene: hpdb
Product: 4-hydroxyphenylpyruvate dioxygenase b
Exons: 14
Coding region: 57-1238 (393 amino acids)
Biological process (GO): L-tyrosine catabolic process
Cellular component (GO): endoplasmic reticulum membrane; Golgi membrane
Molecular function (GO): 4-hydroxyphenylpyruvate dioxygenase activity
Source: RefSeq, a predicted model, not a curated record
AGAAAAACUCUUUGUAAAUUUCAUUCUGACAGUCAGGUCAGGGCACAAGGAGCAAGAUGACAACAUACACAGAUAAAGGUGAAAAGCACGAGCAGGGCAGAUUCCUCUGCUUUGAUCACCUUACAUUCUGGGUUGGAAAUGCAAAACAGGCUGCAUCAUAUUACUGUAACAAGCUGGGAUUUGAGCCUUUUGUCUACCAGGGUUUGGAGACUGGCAGUCGUGAAGUGGUGUCUCAUGUAGUCAAACAAGGCAAGAUCAUUUAUGUGUUCUCAUCUGCCCUCAAUCCUGGAAACAAAGAGAUGGGAGAUCAUUUAGUCAAGCAUGGGGAUGGAGUGAAGGAUAUUGCAUUUACAGUGCAGGACUGUGAUUUCCUUGUGCAGAAAGCCAGAGAGAGAGGUGCAGUCAUUGUAAAGGAGCCCUACACCCUGGAGGACAAGUAUGGUAAAGUCAGGCUGGCUGUGCUUCAAACGUAUGGUGACACCACACACACGUUUGUGGAGAGGAGCGGAUACAGUGGGUUGUUUCUGCCAGGCUUUCAACCCCCUAUAUUCAAGGAUCCUUCAUUAGCCAAACUGCCAAGUGGACACCUGAACUUCAUUGAUCACGUUGUGGGAAACCAACCAGAUGAUGAGAUGGUUCCAGUGGUGGAGUGGUAUCAAAGAAACCUUCUCUUUCACCGCUUCUGGUCAGUGGAUGACAAGCAGCUUCAGACAGAGUUUAGUGCCUUACGCUCCAUUGUUGUGGCAAACUAUGAGGAGACUGUGAAGAUGCCCAUCAACGAGCCUGCCAUGGGAAAGAGAAAGUCUCAAAUCCAGGAGUAUGUGGAGUACUAUGGAGGACCUGGAGUGCAGCAUAUAGCCAUGAACACAUCUGAUAUCAUUACUGCAAUUCGGAACCUAAAGGAGCGUGGGAUGGAGUUUAUGAGUGUGCCAGACACCUACUACGACCAGCUGAGGGAGAACUUGAAACACUCAAAGGUCAAAAUCUCAGAGGACCUGGAUGUUCUGCAGGAGCUGAAGAUCUUGAUGGACUACGACGAAAAUGGCUAUUUACUCCAGAUCUUCACCAAGCCGGUUCAGGAUCGUCCCACCGUGUUCUUGGAAGUCAUUCAGAGACAUAACCACCAGGGCUUCGGCGCAGGAAACUUCAAGUCUCUUUUUCAAGCCAUCGAAGCAGACCAGCAUGCUCGAGGAAAUCUGACUGUCCUGACACCAAAUGGAGUUUCAAAGGACAUGUGAUGCCAAUGUUAACAUAGCUUUAGAGUUUUGGACAGUCUCAGUAACUAAAACUUUACUAUGCUACUACACUGUCUGUAAAGGGUCCUGCUUACUGUUUAAGAGUAUUACAAUGUAAUAAUGUUCUACAUCGAUGCUCUAAUACAAUAAGAACACACAAAGCAUGUUUAGCAAAGUUAUUCUUUAAUUUUUGUGUGACUUGCAUGUUUUAUCACAAUAACAUUUAACUUACAUGUCAAAAAAGUAUGUCAUAAUAAUCUGUCCUGAUGUUGGUGAAAGAUCAUCUCAUGAAUAAGUAUCAGUUAUCAGGAAUACAUCACAACUUAAUAAUAUUAUGCAACACUUUCUCGUAUAUCUUCUUAAGAAAACCAUAAUCAUUCAUACAAGCUUGACUCAAGCAAAACCCCAUUUCAGCUCUCAUAAAUGAAAACAUUUAACUAUACAUGUUUGUUAUCAUUUGGACAAUAAGGUCAGCAGACACUUUAUUGUAACAGCGACCCUUUGCACGAUGUCUGGAGUGCCUGUGUUGUGAAUUGACAAUUGCAAUGUGUGAAACAGUGAUUGCCAUGUGUUCAUAAACUGUAAUGUACAACCAAAUGUUUGUUUUAACAGUGAUUAUUAGGUGGUGCAUUAGCAUUUCAUGCCAGACCUCCACUGAUAAAGGUCCAAGAAGUGCUCUGUUCUGUUCCUGUCCUAAGUGCUGUUUGGGACAGUUUAUUAAAUCAUUAUUCACUGAGCAGCACCACCACUCCUCUGCAUUUUUAUAAGCUGCUGUAUAGCUUCCUGUUAUUGACUAUACAGUUUUUAAUAGUAUUAAAAUGGCUUUUUUGAAACAU